GUGACGACUCUCAAUUCAAACCGGCGUACGCCGAAACUCUCAACAGUCUACAGACUCACCUCUAGAUAAACUGCUUUUUCGGCGCUUGACCAGUUUGACCAGGCUGUCAAGGCCGUUGUAGAUGCGAUAUAGACAAGAAAAUAAAAAACAUCCAGCAGUCGCAACUGGGUGUCUUUAAAACUCUGAUAGUAUCUAACUCCACUUUCGGCAGAGCCUUAAUCGAACCCGAGCGCCCCGGUGUCCAAAACGAGUACACCCAUUGUGAUUCUUUUAGCGGCUACUGCAGAUUGCAGACUGUCGUUGUAGCAUUUGUAGCUAGCUAGCUAAACACAUUUACGUGGUUUGUAACAACAGUUUGCCAGCGGUAUUAAAAUAGUCUGGUGGGGAAGUUUAGGAGAGAGGAAAUGAACAGUCGACUGCAAGAGAUCCGAGAGCGACAAAAACUUAGGCGAAAGCUUUUAGCUCAACAGUUGGGAGCUGAAAGCGCAGACAGUAUUGGAGCUGUCCUAAACAGUAAAGAUGAACUGAAGGAGAUAGAGGAGACAAGAGAAACAUGCAGGUCAUCAUUUGAUAGUUCAGUUGUACCCUCCAAAAGGAAGGUACAGACGGAGGGAGAUGACACAGAGGAAGAUGUGGAAGAACAAAAGGAUGAGGUGGAGAUGCAGCAGCCAGAGGAAAGCAACCCGUACGAGGAAGUGUACAAGGACUCGAGCACUUUCCUUAAGGGAACCCAGAGUUUGAACCCUCACAAUGACUACUGUCAGCACUUUGUCGACACAGGCCACAGACCACAAAACUUCAUUAGAGAUGUUGGCUUGGCUGACCGAUUUGAAGAAUACCCUAAACUUCGAGAGCUGAUCAGACUGAAGGAUGAACUCAUCUCCACCACCAACACCCCUCCCAUGUACCUCCAGGCUGACCCAGAGCACUUUGACUUGCAGGAAUUAAAGUGCAAGUUUGAUGUGAUUCUGCUUGAACCUCCUUUAGAAGAAUACUAUAGAGAAUCAGGCAUCAGCCACACAGAACGUUUCUGGACAUGGGAUGAUAUCAUGAAACUGGAAAUUGAGGAGAUAUCAGCGCUACGUUCCUUUGUCUUUCUCUGGUGUGGCUCCGGUGAAGGCCUGGAUUUGGGCAGAAAGUGUUUGAGGAAAUGGGGCUUUAGGCGGUGUGAGGAUAUCUGUUGGAUAAAGACCAACAAGAACAACCCAGGAAAGACCAAGGCGCUGGACCCAAAAGCAGUAUUCCAGAGGACCAAGGAACAUUGUCUAAUGGGAAUCAAAGGAACAGUGCGCAGGAGUACUGAUGGUGACUUCAUCCAUGCCAACGUGGACAUCGACCUGAUCAUCACCGAGGAGCCUGAGAUGGGAAAUGUGGAGAAGCCUGUGGAGAUCUUCCACAUCAUCGAACAUUUCUGUUUGGGCCGCAGGAGGUUACACCUGUUUGGACGAGACUCAACCAUCAGACCAGGCUGGCUGACAGUGGGUCCUACAUUAACAAACAGUAACUUUAACCCAGAGACCUACGCCUCGCAUUUUGCAUUGCCCAAUUCCCACCUAUCCGGCUGCACGGAAGAAAUAGAGAGGCUACGGCCCAAAUCUCCCCCUGCUAAACUGAAGUCAGACCGUGGUGGUGGAGCACCCAGAGGGGGACGUGGAGGACCGAAUGCAGGAAGAGGCGGAGACAGAGGUCGUGAAAGAAACCGACCAAAUUUCCGCGGGGACAGGGGAGGGUUCAGGGGCAGGGGAGGGCCACAUCGGGGCUUUCCACCUCGCUAAAUGACAAAGCUCUUGGAAGCCAGGUUGAGGUUUGGAAUUCCAUUCUGCAUUAUCUGCAGCCAGCAUCGUUUGGUAUGCAGAUGCGGUUUGGAUGAUCAGUCUUUUUGGCUAUUGUGCUUGAGUGUUUAUAUAAUGGGAACUGAAUGGAUAUUGUCUGAAUAAACCUUAUUUGUACUUUU
Messenger RNA from Scatophagus argus, 1954 nucleotides. RefSeq names its product methyltransferase 14, N6-adenosine-methyltransferase subun (gene mettl14). Gene Ontology annotation, cellular component: RNA N6-methyladenosine methyltransferase complex; nucleus. The transcript is spliced from 11 exons. The record is from RefSeq and is a predicted model, not a curated record. Bases 405 to 1775 code for a protein of 456 amino acids. Lineage: Eukaryota; Metazoa; Chordata; Actinopteri; Scatophagidae. Gene Ontology annotation, molecular function: mRNA binding.